Messenger RNA from Mugil cephalus (flathead mullet), 1994 nucleotides. Its product is annotated as visual system homeobox 2-like. NCBI's taxonomy places the organism in Eukaryota, Metazoa, Chordata, Actinopteri, Mugiliformes, Mugilidae. The transcript is spliced from 5 exons. Gene Ontology annotation, cellular component: nucleus. Gene Ontology annotation, molecular function: DNA-binding transcription factor activity, RNA polymerase II-specific; sequence-specific double-stranded DNA binding. The record is from RefSeq and is a predicted model, not a curated record. Gene Ontology annotation, biological process: regulation of transcription by RNA polymerase II. Bases 109 to 1290 code for a protein of 393 amino acids.
GCGGCGAUAAAGAGAGAGCAUCAUCACUGCACCAGGGACUGGAGCCUUUUCUUUUUUUGUGUGUGUGUGAGAGAGAGAGAGAGAACAGAAAACAAAAAGUGCACCGUCAUGACGGGGAAGGAGGGAGUCGUCCUUUCAGACACUGAGAAUAAACAGAGAUCAGCCUUACAAACCGGCGUGAACCACGGGGGAUCCUUGCAGCCGCCUGCAGUCUGGAAGAUGGCCCCCACUGUGCAGCGGCGCACCGGCUUUGGGAUCCAGGAGCUGCUCGGCCUCAACAAGGAGCCGCCGGCGGUGCCGAGGCGGCCUCUGGAGGCUCUGCCGCACAGGGCGCACGUCCUGGCCGCCAGGUCGGCCCUGGCGCACGGCGGCCUCGGGGUCAGCAUGGGUUUACUCGGACCGGAGGGAAUACACUCGUUUUACAGCCAGCCCGCUUUUCUGGAGGUGUUGUCCGAGGCGCAAAAUGUGCACCUGCAGCCGCUGCACAGGACGACGCACAUGGACGCACAGAUGGAUGCACAACACUCAGCCAGCUCCGACUCCGAUGACUUGAGCUCCGGCGAUCACAAAUUCUCCAAAUCAUCCAUCAGUCAGAGCAAGAAAAGGAAGAAAAGACGACACAGAACUAUUUUCACAUCCUAUCAGCUGGAGGAGCUGGAGAAAGCUUUCAACGAAGCUCACUAUCCAGAUGUGUACGCCCGAGAAAUGCUCUCCAUGAAGACUGAGCUUCCGGAGGACAGAAUACAGGUGUGGUUUCAGAACCGCAGGGCCAAGUGGAGGAAAAGGGAGAAGUGCUGGGGUCGCAGCAGUGUGAUGGCGGAGUACGGCCUGUACGGAGCCAUGGUCCGUCACUCCAUCCCUCUGCCGGACUCCAUCCUCAAGUCAGCCAAGGACGGCAUCACGGACUCUUACGCUCCGUGGCUACUGGGUAUGCACAAGAAAUCAGUUGAAACACCUCCGGGAAAAGUCAGCAGCCUUACACCUCCAUCGCCACCACCACUACCACCACCACCGCCAGCAACAGCAACAGCAGCACCGGCACCGGAGAAGGCGAUGGACAUUGUUGUGGAGGAAGAGAAGCAGAAUCAAUGCAAAGACUCUAAUUCGCCCAUUUCUAGGGACGAGCUGAGGGAGAACAGUAUCGCCGCGCUGCGGGCGAAGGCGCAGGAGCACAGCGCCAAGAUGCUCGGGACAGUUCCUGACAGAACGCACGGCCACACGGCGCACAAAGAGGAAGCCGGGGAGGAGAUGACAGAACAGGAAAGAGCGAAGGAGGAAAAGAGUAACUGAAAAGGGCUUCAGGAUAUGAACUGAUGGCGAAAUAGCGGAGUUGGUAAACUUUUCUCAGAGGCAGAAGUCUUGUUUUAUUGGUUGAAUUAAACCACUUAUCCUGUAUAUCAUCCCUCCUCUGAGGCCUACCGUCCAGGCAGCCAACUGAGGUUCAUUAACUCAACCAAUUCUACUAUUUCUGCCUCUUAGAUCUUAGUAAUAUUUGUAUAGCUAACCAAAACUCUGCGAUACACGUCUCCUUUUGUGACAGAGUGGAGGAGGCCUGAGCACAGAAUGUGUUUCCCCAGCAGUGAUGACGUGGAGCUGCAUUAGAACAUAUUUAUUUUCUUCAACUUACAGGUUCUGUGACACGGCAGCUUUUUAAAAGGACAUUUUAUCGCGAAUGCUCGGAGCAGAAGAACCUGGAUUCAAGCGUCGUGAGCGAUAGACUUUUUCAGGUGCUAUUCGGGAGCUCACUCUGACCUGUGACCUCCCUGCGAUGACAGAUUUCUGCCGGGCUGCGGGUACAACUACAAACCGUUGGUACCAAAUCCUGUGCAAAGGUUAUAGCGUUCGUUUUCUUCAGCGGUUUCAAAUAAUUGUGACGUACAUGUAAAAUAAAUGUCCAAUAGCCAAUGCUGUAUUAUGAUGUAAAUAAGCCAGCACCAAUUAUCUGUUUGUCUCUGUAUAAAUGUAACUGUAGUCUAAUUAAAAGUGUUUAAAAC